AUGGCCGACGCUGACACGGACAAUGCCGGCGGCGAGCUCAUCGUCUGGCCGUGGACCGGCGUUCCCGCCACGGCCACCGGCGACGACGACGCCUCCGCAGCGACCACGCUCACCGUCCACUCUCAGCAGCACUUCGCCGGCGUCCCAACCACCGCGCUCCAAGAAGCGGCGGCCCACGACGGUCACGGUCACCGUCACCACCUCGCCGGCGCCCGGAGGAGGGAGUGUCGGCAGCUGCGCCGGCGUGACGAGGGCGCCACCGCUGGCGCCGGGGAGGAGGGCCUGCCCGGCGACGGCGCGGCCGGGAGGUUCCUGCCGGAGGCCAGCUGCGCGGCGAGGAGCGCGGAGGACGGUAGGGUGGCCGCGAACCUCGCCGGCGUCGCCGAACACCACGACGGGCGGGCCAGGUUCUUGGAGGCCAAGUGCGAGGAGAUGGCCGAGGCGGCGGCGGAGGCGGCGGCAUACCGCCGCUGGCUCCACCACGAGCUCGAAGAGCUUAGAAAAAUUACUGAAUGCAUAAUGUUGGAGAUGAAUCAUGAUGUCCACGAUGAGAAUGGGAGGGUUGCAUCAGAGUUGGAUGAAACGGGAAAAGAGAUUGACACAAAAUCGCAGAGAAUCGAGGAGCUUAAGGGUGCUCUAGAGAUCAGCUCAAUGAUGUUGCCAAGUGGACAGUGCAGCGUGGGUGACCAUGCUCAAAUGCUACAAGAAAUUCAUAAGCAAGAUAUGGAAGUCAUUUAUGCAAAAUUAGAGCAACUUGAGAAGCAGCUCGAGCAGAGGCAAGCACUGGAAUCCACAGUACGGCAGCUGAACAUGAAAAUACAAGCAGGGGAGAGGCUUAGACAUGAUGAUUAUGAACACAUUUACAGCAUCAUGAUAUGUUUGAGAACAAUUAUAGAUGAAGAAAAAGAAAGGCUGGUUGACUCUUGUGCUGACCUCAUAAAAAGAGUGCAAAUGAACUUCAGUGAGCUUCGAGAGCUUCGCCAGGAGUUGAUUAAGGGUUUCGAGAACAUGACGAUCAGCAAAAACACAAUUAUCGGGAUAAAAAGGAUGGGAGAACUUGAUGAUAAGCCUUUUCAUCUUGCAUGCAAGAGGAAGCACAGGGAUGAUGAUCCUUGGGGCAAAGCUGCAAUGCUGAUCUCAUACUGGCAGGAAGAACUAAAGAAACCAUCAUGGCAUCCAUUCACAACUAUUCAGGUUGAUGGAGAAGAAAAGGAAGUUGUAGAUGGAGAUGAUCCAAAACUGAGGCAGCUAUGCAUUGAUUACGGCAUCAGUGUUUGCAAUGCAGUGAAGGCCGCCAUGGCUGAGCUCAACGAGUACAAUCCUCGUGGACGCCACGUCACGAAUGAGCUCUGGAACUUCAGGGAAGGCCGGAAGGCGACCACAAGCGAGGUGGUGAAGUACAUCUUGAAGCAACUGAAGACAAGCAGUUCGCAGCCUGACAAUUGA
Molecule: messenger RNA, 1446 nt
Organism: Oryza brachyantha (malo sina)
Lineage: Eukaryota; Viridiplantae; Streptophyta; Magnoliopsida; Poales; Poaceae
Product: factor of DNA methylation 2-like
Exons: 6
Coding region: 1-1446 (481 amino acids)
Biological process (GO): gene silencing by siRNA-directed DNA methylation
Source: RefSeq, a predicted model, not a curated record